AUGCAACUACAUGAUUCAACAUCAUCAUCCAAUCAACAUCCUUACGUCACGCCAUCCAAGCCAUUUCUAUGGAAGAACCUUUCGACCAUUUACUUGCACACGGUAGGGAAGCUGAUAAUGUUUGGUGCAGAUGAGUCGUGCCAGAAGCGGAGAUCUGUGACAAGGAGCCGAAGCCGGCAACAGAUAUCAAGGAGGUCGGAACCCGACAGCUUUCGACGUGACCGGCCCUCUGCGCAUCCUCAUUUUAGGUGGAGGAAGGGAAUGAUUCUGGCGCAGGGCAGGUACGAGGUUCACGGCCGGCUUGGGGAGGGAACCUUUGGCCGCGUUCUUGCUGCGAAGGAUCUUCAAACAGGACAAUCAGUGGCUGUCAAAGUUGGCAAAGGCGGAGAUGAGUUCUGUGAGCAGGCGGUGGAGGAAGUGGAGAUUCUUCAACACAUCCAGCACUUACAUCCUGGCAGGGAAAGCUUUUGUGUGAAGUUCCUGGACAGUUUCCUGGAGCCUCCGAAGCAUUUCUGCCUGGUGUUCGAGCGCUUGGGCAUCAGCCUCCGCGACUUCCUGAAGAGGAACAGCAGCUGUGGGCUUUUUGUGGAGGACCUGCGACGAAUCGCCCAACAGCUGCUCCAGGGCUUGGCGGGCCUGCACACUGCAGGUAUCCUACACACAGAUCUGAAGUGUCGAAAUGUGAUGCUCAACGACGAGCGCUACUGUGCAGCACCGCACCCGCGGGAUCCCGGCACGGAGGCCUUGCGACCACAGGAUUGUAGCAUCAGGAUCGUCGACUUCGGCUCUGCGAUUCACCAGGACGAAACUUUCCGCGGCCGUGCUUGCACGAGACAGUUUAGAAGCCCGGAGGUUGCACUUGGCCUGCAAUGGGAUGAAAAAUUGGACAUUUGGAGUGCAGGCUGCAUUAUUGCCAUGCUCUACACCGGUGUGCGACCUUUCAGCGUGCACGAGAACCAGGAGCACCUGGCGAUGAUGGAGAGGUUGAUGGAUGAUCGGUUUCCAAAGCACAUGCUACGAACAGCCAGGCGAAAUCGGACCGACCAAGACGAGGGGCAGCUUGUCCUUGCAAUGCCCAUGCCGGCAACCUCCAACCAAUCGACUGAGACUCCCAUCUCGUCCCUGGAUGCGAGCAAUCGCACCGAAGAGGAGGAACCGGUCUGUGAGGUACGGCUUGACGAUGAAGAGCUGGUCGUUUCCGAGAAUUACCAAGAAGCAGAGGAUGUGAUCAUCAACGAUCCCGUGGAAGCGGUUGACAUCUUGCGCUCCGAGUUCGACAAGCUCGUGGACAAGAUGCACGGGCAGUUUGAAUCGCUUCGACACGUUGUGCAGGCGGUCCCGCAUGCCGAGCUGAAGCAUCCCCGCUCUCCUAUGGCUGCCGGCCGAAGCCAGCCAAUGGCCGUGGCUAAGGAGCCUCAGAUCUUGGUGAACCACCGCAUCCAGCAAAGCAGCAAAGAGCAGGAGGACUCCAUGCGCAUCAACAGCCGCAGAUACGGAGCAUCCGUGGGCGGGAGGGAAGGAGCCAACGAUAUCCGACUCCAUGGCAGGUGGAUGGAGCUGUCCACGCAGUUCAGUUCGGCGCAGGCGGCAGGCACUGGCAGUGCCGUCGACAGCGCAAGAUCUGCGAGGAGUACGUUCGCACUCACCAAGAUCAAGCGAUCUGGUACUGCCGAACUGCUGGAUGCUCGCUUAGCUUGGCUGCAGAUGUGGGACCCAUCAGGCAAGUUCAAGCUCGCCUGGGACGGGAUUUCCAUCCUGAUGGUCCUGCUGGAUGCUUUCACGAUGCCUGUCUCGUUGGCCUGGGGAUUGGAUCCUGGAAUGGGCUACGACCCUGACGACAGUUUUUUCCUACUGGUUACAUUCGCCAUCAGCUUUGCCUUCUGGGCGCUUGACAUAGCCGUCAACCUCAACACCGCCAUCUAUCAAAAUGGGAGCCUCACGAAAGUGAGGUCUGUGGUCGUGCUCGCGUACCUAAAAGGCUGGUUUAUAUUCGACCUGGCGCUGAUAGUCUUGGACGUCCUGACGGCAGCUACUCUCGGGUCGGCAAACAAUGGUACUGCGAACACGACCUUCCGAACUGUCCGCCUUGCGCGAGCACUGCGGCUGUUGCGAUUGGUCAAGAUGUCCAAGUUCAACCAAGUGCUGCAGGAAGUGGCUGCUUCAACUGGUCGGCAGUGGAUGAUUCUUGUGAUGGCCAUCACCAACAUGUCCACCCUGAUCUUGGUCGUCGCACAUAUCCUCACUUGCGUCUGGUUCGGAGUGGGCAUGUGGACGCAGGAGCGCUAUGAGGAUAGCCUGCGUCAGUCUGCCAUUCCUCUUCUUUCGCGGAGCUGGGUAGCGGAGGCCGAUGCCCUCAACGUGCCAGGAUGGGUUCAGUAUCUACACUCGUUCCGCUUCAUCCUGAACAAUCCCUCGCCGGCUCCGCUUGCCCCGGGUAGCGACGUGGAGCGUUUGGUGGACAUCUUCAUGUACAUCUUCUGCCUCGUCAUCAUUGGUACAUCGAUUUCCACCAUCUCCAGCACGCUGGCUGAGCUGCGGGCCAUGAACGAGGAGCAUGCCCGGCAACGCAGAGAAAUCCGAAUCUACCUGACGAACCAGAACGCUCAGUUCGACCUUGUCUCCCGAAUUAUGAAGUUCGUGGAUUACAAACUGGAGAAGAUGUCUCCAACCAACUUCGACAGCUCUUUAAUCUCAAGCACGCUGCAGACAGAGCUGUACGUUGGUCAGAGGAGCGGCUUCCUUUCACCGUUGCCGAUAUUUCUUUUGACCGAAGAGGCGUACCACGACGUCUUCGCAGCUGCUUGUGCCGUACUCAAGAAGGACAUUUAUGAGACUGGCGAAGCCGUUUUCAGUGCUGGCGGCUUCUCCACUGCUCUUCACAUCACCACAACAGGAGCCUACAAGUUCUUCGAUUUUAACGGAAAAGAGAAGACGAUGGAAGGAGUGCACUGGUUUGAGGAGUUGAGCCUCUAUGCCGAGGUCCUGCU
Symbiodinium necroappetens is the source of this 2987-nucleotide messenger RNA. NCBI's taxonomy places the organism in Eukaryota, Dinophyceae, Suessiales, Symbiodiniaceae. The record is from the annotation of a GenBank genome assembly.